AAAACAGGAAGUAGGUUUCUGAAAGCAGCAAGCCAGCUUUCGCUUUUAUUGAAAAAUAACUAUCAUAGUUUGCAAAAACUCACAAAAUUGGGAAAGACUGUGGAUCAAAUCCGCCAAUCUAAAAAGACAGUCCUUUUUAAUUCCACUGUGGGAAAUACGGUUAUCUUUUAAGCUUGUUUUCGCUAAGUUAGCAUUAGCUGUUUAGUCACCCAUCGGUUUACUAGCCACAUAGGCUCUUCAGCUCGGUUCAGCUAGCUAGGUAAAUAGCUACAUUUCGAAUUUCCAGGCAACAAUGGAGGGUCUCGAAACGAUGUACGAGGAUCCUAAUGCCGUGGACUUCAUUGACUGUGCUGUCUGCACCAAAUCCAUAAGGGGUGAUACCCUGUAUAAGAUUCACCUGACUACAAUACAACACAUCAGGAAAGAGGACACCCUGGUUGCUACUGGACAAGCUACCAGGGAUCAUGAGGUACCACAUUUCACGGAUAUCAAACACUACUUGCGAUACCUGAAGCUUGAUGAGCCCAUCAUCGGUUUGAGUGUUCUGGACGAGGUGGAGCCGGUCUCCCGUGACGGUCAGCCUGGCCCCAGAUACAUCUGCAGAAUGUGCGAUCUGGAUGCAACCUUACCCAACAUGGUCAAUCAUAUAAUUGGUCGAAAACAUCGACAGAAAUACCUGGAGGUGAAAAGGAAAGACUUGGUGACAUGGGACAGUACCAGUAUCCUGUCUCAAUCAGGGAAGGCUAUACGGGCCAAGGCGGAGAUUGUGGAAAGACAGGAUGGGCAAGGAAGUCCAAAGCCUUUGAGGAAAAAACGAAAUGUGGGCAAGUUGAACAUUUCAAGAGCACCCCCGAAAGAAAGAGGGGCUCAGAAUCAGCCAAAACCAACACUUGCUCGUCCAUCAGACAUGAGGCGGGAAGGGCGCCUGCAUCCAGGGAGGAUGGAUUUGCCUUGCGGGGAGUACCACCACAGAGGAGGCCAUGCUGAAGAUGAUCUAUAUAGAUCCCCCUUCCAUGAAGACGAUCCUUACUUAUUGGCCGGUGCAGCGCGAGAGGCCUACUUGAGGGGCGGAGACCUCAGUCUGCGUGGUUUUGAGGAAGACGGGCUUCGUAGAGCAAGUGAUCAUGAAGAUGACCUUCGUAGACGGGAGUUUAUGGAGGAUGAGCUUCGUAGAAGGGACCACUACCUUGAAGAACAAAUCCAUGGUCAGGAUUAUUUGGAGGACAUGCGUAGACGAGAGUUCUUGGAGGAGGGUGAUACAAGGCCAGGCCACCCAGAGGAAAUCCCUCAUCGCCAAGCAUACCCUGAAGAACCUCCACGCAGGAGCGUCUACCUGGAGAAUGAUCCUCUCAAGCAGUUCUAUUCUGAGGAGGUUCUCCGUAGAACAGCUCAUGCUGCUGAAGCUUCUAAGGAGCGGGCCUUUCGGGAAGAUGAAUCACCACAUGGGAGGCGCUAUCCUCAUGGUCCGGCCUAUCUGGAGGAAGUUCCUCCCGAACGAGAAUAUCUGGAGGAAGUGCCUUCCGAACGAGCCUAUCCUGACAAAGCUCCUCUUUGCUUUGAACACGCCCAUGGAAGGGCAGCCCACGGACCAUCUGUUCAUGAAGACGCUUACUCAGAGGAUCACCGUAGAAGCGGAUAUCUUGAGGAGGAGGAGGCGCAACGCAGGGCGUACCCUGAGGAGGAACCGCGUGGGCCAGCCUAUCCAGAAGGCAACCCUCAUAGGCGAUCUCUCGACAGGGAUCCAAACGGCCGUGGCUACCCCAAGGGGCCAGAUAGGCAAGGAGCUGCUGACCAAGAUUUGAGGUUCGCAGAUCAAAUGGCGGAACCAAUGGAGACAGGGGGUCAAAGCAGCAGGGAGCAUUUGUUUGACCUUGUCAAGGCCAUUCGUCAGGAGGGGAGGGGUCCGCAUCAUCCAGAGGCAGAGCGAGGGAUGGGACCACCAGGCAUGAGGGGGCCUCCUCAGAGGCCAGCAGAGGGCGGCAGAGUGAGAACAGAGAUCCCAGAACCUUUCCGGCGCUUCCUGGAAGGAGCCACAGAUGACCACAAGAGCCCCGGGAAACGGAAGAGAAAGAGCAGGUUCUCCGAUGCCACAGAACAGGAGCGGGACGUGGUGAAGAAAAUGCAAGUUGAUGACAAUAGAAGAAGGAUUGAACCUUUUGCCAAGCCACAGGGUGGCUAUCAGGGAGGAGCAGGCUCCAGACCGAUGGCAGAGGCAACUCCAGACACUGGGAAUGUUUUGGAUGAACUGAAUAACAUACAGGUUGAGAAUGUGGAAGAGGCCAACUUCCUGAAGGACAAGCUGUGUAACCUUCUGAAAGAGUUCCAAGCCAAAAAAUCUGAGAAGACAGCGGUAGUGCCUGCGUACAAAAGCCCAGGUCCAACAGUAAUUUCCAAAGACUACAAUCACAUGAGCAAGGAUCACCUGGAAAGUCCCAGAGACAACUAUGAAAGAAACUACAGAGAGGUGCAAGAGGAGAGACAUUACGAAGGCCAUCCUCCCAGACGCUCACAGGAACGCUACACUCCAGAGACCCUACAGGACCCUUACAGAGGGAAACACAGAGACAUAGACCAGAGAAUGGAGAGGAGAGCCCAAUACGAAGAGGUCUUUGGGCAUGUUGACAUGUACUCACAAUCUCAUGAUCGUCCAGAGGAGCCAAUGGCAUACCCCCACGAGAGGUGGCAGGGGCCGAUGUACCCUCGUGAUUACCCACCUGCAGAGGAUCUUUUCAAUCCUGCACCCCCAACACACUGGGAGCGGGGGUAUAGGAUGGGCGGCCCUCAGUCCACCAGCCUAGACAAAAUCACCUCCACCCUCCUGGAACUUGUGGCAAGGAAAAAGUGAUUUUACAGUAGAACCACCAUGUGCAAAAAUAUUUGUAUUGAUCUGAGCUCAAUUGUAUUUCUGUUGUAUUUUGCUUUUGAAAUGUUUCUUCACUUCUAUUUGCUUUGUAAUUGUUCAUGCUGAAGGCUAGUUUUAAGAUAACGUUAAAAAAAAAAAAAAAAGGUUUUGUAGCAAUUGUUUGACAUUAGUAAUCAGAAAACUUGCUUUGAACUGUGUAGACAUGUUGUUGAAAACUAAUUUCUUUAGAAUAAAAAAACACAGCAUUGUAACUGACAAUAAAACAUUUGUGACCACAAAUUAGUUCUGAUUCGAAAUAAAAGAAAAAUAAAUGUUC
Messenger RNA from Coregonus clupeaformis (lake whitefish), 3179 nucleotides. RefSeq lists its product as uncharacterized. NCBI's taxonomy places the organism in Eukaryota, Metazoa, Chordata, Actinopteri, Salmoniformes, Salmonidae. The record is from RefSeq and is a predicted model, not a curated record. The transcript is spliced from 13 exons. Bases 293 to 2845 code for a protein of 850 amino acids.